CGCAGGCGUAGAGCGCUCGGAGCGAAGUCCUGCGUUGGCCAGACCCCUCCAUGGAUCCGGUCAAGUCCCCACAAGGCUCUGCUUGUGAGCCACCUCCUGACGUGGACACCGAUGACUGUCUCCAGGACUAUUCCUAUCUUUACAGCCCAGACAUCCUCAAGGGCAAAGUGGCGUUCGUCACUGGAGGCGGCUCUGGGAUCGGAUUCCGCAUCACAGAGAUCCUGAUGAGGCAUGGCUGCCAGACCGUCAUUGCAAGCAGGAACCUGCAGAAACUGACAGAGUCUGCCAAAAAACUGUCAGCAGCCACUGGCCAGCGAUGCUUACCCCUCUGUCUAGAUGUCAGGCAACCCCAGUCAAUCCAGUCAGCUGUGGACGAAGCCCUAAAAGAGUUCUCGAGGAUUGAUAUCCUUGUUAACAAUGCAGCUGGAAACUUUCUCUGCCCGGCGAGCUCCCUCUCGUUCAACGCCUACAAAACGGUGAUCGACAUAGAUACCUUGGGCACAUUCAACGUCUCCAAAGUCGUGUAUGACAAGUGGCUCCGGGACCACGGUGGAGUCAUUGUGAAUAUCACUGCGACGCUCAGCUACAGAGGCCACGUUCUCCAGGUCCACGCUGGAACAGCGAAGGCAGCUGUAGAUGCAAUGACCAAGCAUCUGGCUGUCGAAUGGGGACCCAACCGAAUCCGAGUGAACAGCCUGGCACCGGGCCCCAUUAGUGGCACAGAGGGCUACCGGCGUUUGGGUGGGCAUCACGCGGAGGCCAGUGGCUUCCACCACACCAUCCCUCUCCUACGAACCGGGAAUAAGACGGAGAUUGCCCAUGGCGUGUUGUACCUAGCAAGUCCUUUGGCAUCCUAUGUGACUGGCACGACCCUGGUGGUGGAUGGGGGGAGCUGGUUGACCUCUCCAAACGACUUUCACUCUCUGUUGGGUACUGCCUCACACUCUUCUAAGCUCUAGAUGUCUGGGCCACAGACCGAAAGAAAGAUAAAUGAACCUGGAGUUCAGGAUUUACCAACAGGAUGCCACGGUUUAGAUCCUUUUCCAGAAAUGUCGAUACGGGGCCAUUGUGGGCAGUCCCGGCCCUUUUCCUCCCUGCAAGGUGGUUUGGGCAGCAGUGGAAAUGGCAGUAUUUAAGAACGUGCCUCUUAGAGCUCAGCUACGUCUUAGAAUAUCUUUAGUAUUGAUUUUGCAAACAAUAGCUUCAGGGAUUGCUUUAUCAUGAAGGAGAAUUCCCUCCCUGUUGUUUUCUGGCAAGAAAAAAUGUCUUUCCUGACCUUUUGUACCUCAGCUGGAAAAAGAAAUCUAGGUAGUCAUGUGUUUUCUCCAGCAGGGUAAAGCAGCUCAGGGGGCAGGCCUGGUUCUUAACAGUGAAGUACCUGCUUUGCCUGCAGAAUGUCCGAGGCUUAAAAGGAUCAGGUAGUAAGUGGUGUGAAACACCUCCACCUGAGAUCCUGGACAGCCAGGGCAGUUUCAGGUGUUCAAGUUAGGGGUGCUUUUUUUCCAUGAGAAAACAGCAGGAGAGGAAAUUAUUAGUCAUCCAUUCCACUCACCCCCACCCAUGCUGUUAACCUCCUCGAGAAAGCAAUCCUGGAAGCUGCAUUUGGAAAAGUUGUUUAAAACUAUUUACAGAAGAAAAUCAUAAGGUUGGUUGAAACCCUUAGGGUUGUGGGAAAUGAAUGGAGGGACUAGGAAGUUAUGGGAUGUGAAUGUUCUUGCUCGCCAGCUUUGUCCUAUUUGGGAUUGCCACAAGAUAUCCAGGAUGGAAGCCCAGAAGAACAGUUGUGGCUUACUCUAGACAGCAGUCACUAGAAGUACCUUUAGUUUGGCUUAAAAUAUUUGCAAAUUUUUGUGGCCUGUUAUCUUGUCUCCCAAGUUCUCCACUCGGGCCUUUCUCAAGGAAAGGUUGUGCACAUGUGUUAAUGUCUACCCACCUACCUGAAUUUUGUUAACCUCUAAUCUUUGUGGGUCUGAAUCAACUAGUAUGAUUUUGCACUUUCUCCAGUGAUCUUUUCCCCCCCAUUAGUAACACAGCAGCUGCGGAGGGGGGGAAGCUGUCCAUAUGCAGAUUCUCUGUUUUCUGUCUAAUAAAUUCCUUUUGAAAUA
Molecule: messenger RNA, 2105 nt
Organism: Eublepharis macularius
Lineage: Eukaryota; Metazoa; Chordata; Lepidosauria; Squamata; Eublepharidae
Gene: DECR2
Product: 2,4-dienoyl-CoA reductase 2
Exons: 10
Coding region: 51-959 (302 amino acids)
Biological process (GO): fatty acid catabolic process
Molecular function (GO): 2,4-dienoyl-CoA reductase (NADPH) activity
Source: RefSeq, a predicted model, not a curated record